This is a messenger RNA of Saprolegnia diclina VS20, 5757 nucleotides long. RefSeq lists its product as hypothetical. Gene Ontology annotation, molecular function: GTP binding. Bases 1 to 5703 code for a protein of 1900 amino acids. The record is from RefSeq and is a predicted model, not a curated record. The transcript has 2 exons. Lineage: Eukaryota; Oomycota; Saprolegniomycetes; Saprolegniales; Saprolegniaceae.
AUGGGCGACUGCCACGAGGUCCCAACAAGCACUGCGGCUGCUUGCGGUCUGACGUACGCUGCGCAUCUGCACUGCGCGUCAGGCGCCGUUGAUGCAAUGGCGACAACGAGUGUGCUCGUCACGUACAAAAGCACUCCGAUCAAGUCGCUGCGUUUUCGACCAGCGUCGCUGCGUCUCUCGCAACGAGCGCUGCACGCGGCGUCAAGCGUUACGGACGACGCGUCGGCAAUCGCCUUUCUCAACGACUUUGGAUCGCACGUCUUGUGCGGUGAUGUCCACUUUGGCGGCGUCUUGUUUCACGUCGUCGAGGUGUCGGUGGCGCAGGCAACGCCGAUCAGUGUCUUGCGAGCCGCUUGCGAUACCGCGGCCACAAAGUGUCUCUCGGUGCCGUACAGUACCAUGGCUUAUGGUUUCGGCGUCGAUGUGUACGCCGGUACACUGGGCUCGAAUGGUCGAGAGCAGCCAUGCGAGAUCACGACGAGCUUCGAAACGACUGGCGUCCCCGCCGCGAGUUUUGUCCUCUAUUGCGCGCUCUUGGCAGCCAACAACGACCUGUGGACGAUGGUCGACCGCCCAGUCUCGUCGCCCGUCGCCGUGUGGGACCUCGUGGCCGCGCAUGACGGCACGCACGACGCGGUGAGCCUCGUGCGCGACGCCUGGAUCAAGCUCGCGUCGACCUAUCCAAGCCCGGUGGUGUCGGCGGCUCUCUUGCGCGCCCGCAUCGAUGCGUGGUACACUGCUCACCGCGCGUACGCACGGGCGCCGACGAUGACCAGCUUUGCAACCGCUAAAGACGCCGCCAGCGUGAUCGCCGACGACGCCGAGGCUGUCGAUAGCGCUGGUGAAAUGGCGCGCCUCGUUGCUUCGCUUUUGGAAUACGACACGGUCUUCGACCUCGAUACUACGGCCCACUGCAUGCGCCGACCGGCCGUUCAAAAGCGGCUUUCCGACCUCGUGACCUCCGGCAAACCGCUGCAACCGCUGGAUACGCUCUACGAUCAGAUUCUCAAGGCAUUCUUGGCAAAGGCAGCGCCGCCAGUGCGCCUCGCGGGGGACGUGGAUACCGCACUGUCGCGGUCGGUGCUUCUGGCAGCCAUCGUCGCCGACAUUCAGCACACCGACGCCCUCGCGUGGCAGCCUCCGGCCAUGGCGACCGUCGACGUGCCCUACGCUCUCGAAGCGAUCGCAUCGACCUUAUUUGUGGCGCCGACCCCCGACACGACCCGCGUGAUGGCACUCUGCCACACACUCUUUGCCGCGAGCGGCUGCGACGCCUAUUGGAAAGUCGCAACCAAGUACGGCUGGUCGUUGGAAGGCGGCUUUGCCUACGAGCUCCAGAAGGACCAUGUGGACGCUAUGGUCGGCGCGAUGCACGAGGCGUACGUCGAGGAUCCCUACGCAACGGACUCGGACGACGACGAACCGCCGAGCGAGGAUCUUCCAGCGCUCGUGUGGUUUGUCCUGAAGCACCGUCUCAGCUUUAAAGAGGAGAUCUACGCGGGCAACACGACGAAAGGCGCCGCACGCACAACGCGCCAAGGCAAGUCCGUCAAGCAGUUUUCCCAGAGCACUGUAGUUUUGAACGCUCUCGAGUCGUUCACUGCGUCGCUGACACCAGGCGCUCGUGUCGAGGUCUUUCGCGCUCUUCUCGACCAGCAGUAUCUUGUGCCGUGCAUUUUGUCGACGGCACGUGCGUUUCGGCGCCUGGUGAGCGUCCUGGAGCUCGUUGAGACCGAGACGACUGCCGGAGUCCAGUGCGUUGCCAAGAAUACGACAGCGACCCGCGUCGCCGUCAUCUCGAAUCGGCCGAUGCGCUGCAGCGUAACGCACAACUGGAUCAAAAACGUGUUCCACGUCAACUCGGCACACUGCCUCGAUCGCAGCCUUGGCAACAGCUUUACAGAGCAUGCAACGGUUGCGGAGCUCGGCUGGGGCUUUGUCGAAUCCAACUCCUCUCUCUGCACCACGGUCAUGGUCCUCCACAUUGUCGGCGUCUGCAGCACUCAGCUUUGUCGGUUCGUCGAGUCGUUUGCCGACGUCGUCGUCGUCGACGGGGCGGUUAGCCCUCUGACAUCGCACCCGCGCACGUUUUGCUGGCAAGAUGUACGCGGCGACGAUGAAGAGGACUAUGAAUCGAAUGCUGGCGAUAACCCAGUGCUCCUCCGCUGUCCGCUCCACUUGUUCCACCAGAAAAUCGCCGACCACAUCUGCCGCACCGGAUCAGCAGUAUCAAACGCUAUGGUGCGGGUUCCCGUCGCCCAGCUGCCAUUUGGCCCCGAAGACGUCGUCUUGAGCAUGCGCACGACUGUCGCGGACGAAGUGUUUGCAGCGACAGACUUGUCGACGUUGCGCUCGUCAACUCUGAAGCUUCAGACGCUCUUUGCAGAAGAGUCGACGCUCCAGCUCCGCCUGCAGCGUCAGACACUGGCGCCAGACCACCAGCUGCUCCAGUGCGAGAUCGACAAGCUGCAGCUACAGUAUGUCGACCUCGUCGCCCCCGUUGCGACGCAUGCACUCGCCCAGUAUUUCGUCAAUGUGCUACUGCAGCCAACUGUAGCGCAGCGAGAGAUACUUUUCUUGGACCUCGAACACCGACUCUCGAAAAGCUGCGAGGGUGGCGCUGCGAAAGCAUUGACCCGAGUCGAGCAUCUUUGGCGCGAGCUCUCGCACCUUUUUGCAAUCCACCCAAGUACGUUUGUGGAGCUGCCGUCACUGGCAGCGCAGCAUUUGGUGGAUGGUUUUCCGCUGGAGCUCAUGGACGGCGACGCGGCCAGCGUCAACACGUUUUGGAUCAAGGCGGUACUGCGCGCGCUCAGCGACCUGCUUCCGCGUGGCGCCCGUGUCUUUGUGCUUUCGGUCUCGGGGAUUCAGUCGUCGGGCAAGUCGACGCUACUGAAUUACAUGUUUGGCGUUCGCCUGCGCACGGACGUCGCGCAAUGCACGACCGGCAUCAACCUCCAGCUGCUCGCGUGCGAAGGCUGCGCGUCGUAUGAGUACGUGCUGCUGCUCGACACGGAAGGCCUCCGGUCGCCCGAGCGCCUCCGCAUGCCCGACGGUGUAUGGCGCGACAACCGCAUGGCGACUCUGUCGGUCUUGCCGGCGGACGCGGCCAUUGUGCUGACGAAAGGCGAGUCGACCACCACGACCAACGACGUUCUCUCGAUUGUGCACUCUGUCUUUGUCAACUCGGGACUUGUGGAAGCGCACACGGGCCACGUCGCGACGAAGAUCUACUUUGCUUUUAGCCAGAUUGACGUUUCCGACACGAAGAAGAUGACGACAAGCAUCUCGGAGCUCCUCAAGAGCCUUCAAGAGAGAGCUGCAGACAUUCAGGAGCUCCGAGGUACCCCGCUGGCUGCCGAGACGGGACUCCUUCGCAACUUCAAGGUCGACAAGGAUGAUGAGACGCAGAGCGACGUGCGCUUUUUCGGCACGGCGGAUGCGCUGAGCUCGCCGCUCAAGCCCAACGACUUCAGCAAACGCGUAUUGCGCUUUCGCGACUAUAUUCAAGCGCAAGCGACCGACGGAAAACGGGAGGUCCGCACGGUGGCCGAGAUCAUGGACGACCUGGAUCUCGUCUGGCACUGCAUUGGCAGUGCCAACUUCGAGUUGGACUUUAAGUCGGUCCACGAGCGCCUUGUCUACGACACGCUCGUCAAGUCCAUGAACGACCACACGUGCAAACUGGCCGCAGCGUAUGCGACGGCGGUUGACAAGACGCUCCAGUUGAUGGUCACGUACUGCACUGGCAACUUGGAGCACCUCGCGCCCGAGUGCAGCACGUUCCAGAAGUUCAUGGAGGACCAAGUCAAAGCUGAUGUGCUCCGGGAAAGCGAAUCGUUCACAGCAGCACUGUCGCUGCCCAAGUACGCCAAGUGGUCUGAUAUGGGUCGUGACUGGGGCCACACCAAGAGCGCCCAUCUGAAGCACGCGCGCCGCCUCGUCCGCGCCAAGUUUGAUCAUCUCUUCCUGCACGAAACGCACGUCCAGCGCUACAAGGAUACAUUGCUCAAGCAGAUUUUGGCGCUCCGAGACGACCCGCAACGAUCUAUGCGCGACUUUGACGAGCUCUUUCGCGGGGUUUUGGCAGACGUGCGCGCCAAGGAUGCGCCACUUGCCGGAAAAGUCCGUCGGCUUACGAUAGAGACGCUGCACACAAGCAACAUCUUUACGAUCGACGAGCUCAACAUGGUUGAAACCUCUGGACUCGUGCUGCGGGACGGGGCGUCACUUGCAGAUUGUUUUUCUCGCGCCCCCAACGUGUCGGCGGCAGACCAGGUUGCGGACAGUAUUGCCGAUCAGGUGCGAAGUCGCCUCGCCAAUGUCGACCAAUACUCGCCCGGCGUUGUCACAGAAGUGGCUCGCGACCUCCAGGAGCAACUGAGCCACAUGGCGCCAGCUGACAAGGCCGUUGGCCUCAGCAGCCUCAUCUCGACGCUCGGCUUGGAGCUCGCUGAGAUCCAAGCCAAAUGGGACGAAACGAACAGCAUCGUGGCGUGCGUUGCAGCUUGCGAGGGGACGAUGCGGCAGUUUGCUCAAGACGUUUGCAACGGUUUUCAGGCCGCAGAUCUGCUCGCGCGCACGCUCCAGACGUGGCUCAAAGACCAGCUACCGAAGGCGUUUGAGGAAGAGCUCGUGAGCCACGUGUCGGUCUCGCUCCAGAGCGCGCCUUGGGUUCUCGACGCGGAAGCAAUGCAAGCCGAGCUCGACUUAGCUCUACUCCAAGCUAUCCGACGCCGCGACGUAAAGCUCAUUCUCGACCGAAUCGACAACCCGGUGACGCACACGACGGAGGUCAUGACGAGACUUAUCGCCGUGGCAGUCCAGCAGUGCUUUGUUCAAGUCUCUAACAACUUGGUCGCCCGCGUCCAAUCUGCUCUCGAGCAGGCCGCGGGUGUCGCUGCUGAGGCCAAGAGCCAACGUGGCGCUGCGUUCCUCGCCGAGUUGCGCGCUGCUCUCAUGAGCAAUCUCAAGCGCCGCGGUACAAGCUGCCUUAUCGAGAGCCUUCCACGACCCUGCAGCGAUGUCUUCAACUGCAACGACCAGGAACCGCACCUAUUCGACUCGGCCGAUGCGAUCGUGCCCCGCCGACUUUUGCAGACUCUGAUGACGUGCAAGCGCCUCCUCCGUCCGUCGAACCAAGUCAGCGCUUCGAUUGCGACGUCAGUCCGGCAGCACAUCCAGGAUGAGUCGUUUGGCAGUGCCAACGGCGUCAUGCCGCGCUGCGGGAAGCCGUGUCCGAUGUGCAAGUGCCCGUGCACGAAGGCGCUCGGCCACGUAUCGAGCGAGGACCGAAGCCACGACACGCAUCACCAGCCCCAAGGUCUCGUCGGUACGUACGAGUACGAGCCGCUGCACUACCUCGUCGUCGACAGCUGCCCCACAAGUGUGGAAAAGGACGCCGACAUUGUGUUUCGGGACGGCACCCGGCACCGGUACCGCGAGUUCGACAAGGCGUUUCCCGAUUGGGCAAUUCCGCGCGUAACGCAGCCGCUGCCUCUGCGCGAGUACAUUUUUGCCAAGUACCAAAAGCAGCUCGCGAUCAAGUUCAAGCGCCCCGCAAGUAUUGACAUCCCGCCGUCGUACCGCCAUGACCUCCGCAACCUCGAGCGCCAGAUUAGCUAUGUCGCGCGGCCAGCGCAGAUCCUCGGGACCUCGAGACCCGCAACGCGACAAGCGACGCGCCGCGAACGGUCGUCGUAAGGAUGGACUGCACAUUGGAUAAAAGUUUGCCAAAAGAAAGAUCCCAAGAUCGCC